AUGCGUCUUCUAGGGCUACUAUUAUUCUUGACCAGCCCGGCGCUGCUGGAAGCCUCGUUGAGACCUGCAAAACGUUCUUAUGACACACACAGUUACUAUGUUAUCCACCACGAUCCCUCCUUUGGCCAAUCCCCAGCCGACAGCGCAGCGGCGUUGGGCGCAGAGCUCGUGGAACAAGUUGGAGAACUCCAGGACCACUAUCUUGUCCGCUACGAGAAGGAUUCCCAACCAGAGCGAACGCUCUUCGACGCUGGGAAGGAGCCAGUCACCCGCCGCAAGAAUGUCUUAACACGAAGACAUGACAAUCUCCCGCCAUCUAUUCGUUCUUUGACAUACCAGACCGUUAGACAGCGUGUCAAGCGUGCACCGGUCCCGUCGUUUCCAUCCGUAGACAAAGUGGUCUCGGAGUUCAAUAUUCACGACCCGCUUUUCUCCUCGCAAUGGCAUAUCGUCAACAAGGAGGAUCCACAACACAUGGUCAAUGUGACUGGGCUAUGGAAGGAGGGAAUCACUGGAAAGGGAGUGAUAUCCGCAUUGAUAGAUGAUGGACUAGAUUAUACAAGCGACGACCUAAAAGCGAACUUUUAUGCACCAGGUUCGCACGAUUUCAACGACCACGAAGACUUGCCUACACCAAAGUUAUGGGAUGACAAGCACGGCACGCGAUGUGCUGGAGAAAUUGCUGCCGUCAAGAACGACGUCUGCGGGGUUGGCCUUGCGUACGAUUCAAAAGUGGCAGGAAUUCGCAUUCUCUCUGGGCCAAUCUCAGACGCGGACGAGGCUGUUGCCUUGAACUUUGGAUUCCAGGAGAGCCAGAUUUAUAGCUGCAGCUGGGGACCACCAGACUCUGGACAAGCUAUGGAUGGGCCUAACCUCAUUGUCAGCAAGGCGAUCCUCAAUGGUAUCAAUAAUGGUCGUGGCGGUAAAGGUUCAAUUUUUGUGUUUGCCUCUGGAAAUGGUGCUGCCGUGGGAGACUCGUGCAACUUUGAUGGAUACACCAAUAGUAUCUACACCAUUACCGUUGGCGCUAUUGAUAGUAAAGGGCUACACCCUUUCUACUCAGAGGCCUGUGCGGCGAACCUGUUUGUGACCUAUAGCUCUGGGUCAGGCAAGUAUAUCUCAACAACAGAUGUUGGGGAGAAAUGUUCUAGGCACCAUGGCGGCACCUCGGCUGCGGCGCCUCUUGCUGUGGGUGCAUUCGCUCUGGCGUUAAGUGUUCGACCGGAUCUUACCUGGCGGGACGCCCAGCACAUUGCGAUUCAUGCCGCUCUUCACUUCAAUCCAGAAGACCCCGACUGGGAAAUGACAGCAAGCGGUCGACCAUAUUCCUACAAAUAUGGAUAUGGUAAAAUGGACGCAUAUACAUUGGUUCAUAUAGCAAAAUCAUGGCAACUCGUCAAACCACAGGUCUGGAUGUCCCUGCCAACCAUCGAGUUUGAAGAUGCCGCGAUGGAAGAUGGAGUGAUGACUGGAGGUCAACCCAUCAAGGAAGGAGGCGUUCGCAGUACGACCACUAUCACCAAAGCCAUGCUGGAGGAAAACAACUUUGAGAAGUUGGAACACAUUACCGUCAAAGUGUGGAUCACGCAUACCCGCCGUGGUGAUGUCGAGGUCCAAUUGAUCAGUCCUGCUGGCAUCAAAAGCGUUCUUGGCUCUCGUCGACCAGGGGACCACGCCGAUACUGGCUAUCCUGGAUGGACAUUUAUGACCGUCAAGCAUUGGGACGAGAACCCUAUUGGACAGUGGACGCUGCACGUUUUCGACCAAGGCAACUCGGAAGCUGGUUCGAUUCUCGGAUGGUCUAUGACGCUUUGGGGAUCUGCAAUUGAUCCUGAGGAUACUGAGAAAUAUGAACUUCCUGACGACCCGAACGAAGGCCACAAUCUGCCACCGCAUCCGACAGCAACGACAUCGACAUCCAAGCAGCAUGUUAAACCUACACAUCACCUUCCAGAAGAUCAUGGUUCACAAAGUGGCGAAGCAACGCGACCUGCAUUCCAUCCCACGGAUUCCAAGCCGGGAACAGCUCCGACAAACUCUUCGUCGACAUUGCCAACGGAUGAAGGCGUAUUCACGCACAUGUAUGAUCUGAUGCGCAACCAGCUCUGGUUGAUUGGAGCGUUUGGUAUCGUGAUCAUCUUUGGUGUGGGAGCUGGUGUAUUCCUGUGGAGACGACGACAAAUGGCGAAACGGGCCAAGGGUACAUAUGCGCAGAUUCCAGGAGACAAUAUGCCAAUGCGUUCGAUGGAGGGACAAACUGCAGGAAGUGGAGAACCGGGCAGCGGAGAACGAAGUGCAGGAGGUACGAGGGAGCUGUACGAUGCAUUUGGUGUUGGAUCGGACGAUGAGGAUGAAGCCGACGAACACAGUGCACUUACUGGGGGUGGUGCGAGUCGAUACGUGCAGCAAGCGACCGUGUCCUACCACGACGGCUUCCUGGAUGACGAGGGGACUAUCUACUGCUCACACGGCCCGUACAACGUACAGAGACGAACCUGGUCCGGAGGAGACGCAGCAAGAGGCCAGCCAUUCGCCGCCACGAGAAGGGAGUGA
Messenger RNA from Serendipita indica DSM 11827, 2553 nucleotides. The record is from the annotation of a GenBank genome assembly. NCBI's taxonomy places the organism in Eukaryota, Fungi, Basidiomycota, Agaricomycetes, Sebacinales, Serendipitaceae.